This is a messenger RNA of Nematocida ausubeli, 870 nucleotides long. RefSeq lists its product as uncharacterized. NCBI's taxonomy places the organism in Eukaryota, Fungi, Microsporidia. The record is from RefSeq and is a predicted model, not a curated record. Gene Ontology annotation, molecular function: threonine-type endopeptidase activity. Bases 1 to 870 code for a protein of 289 amino acids. Gene Ontology annotation, biological process: protein maturation. The transcript has a single exon.
AUGUUCCUCUUUCUUCAUGCAGGUGCUGGGUCUUCUUCUUAUUCAUCUCUCCUUAGGCUAAAGAAGAUUUUAAAGCAGAUGCUUCUAUCUUCAGAUUCACUAAAAGAGCUGGCAAAGGAAAUGGAAGAGUCCUCGAUGUUGAACUGCGGCAAGGGAAGCAAUAAAACACAGCAAAAUGCCAUAGAGAACGAGUGCUGCCAAAUGAGCGAUAAAGAUAAUUUUAUAUCACUAUGCCUCAUUCCUAGCCAUAUACUUCCUUACGAUGCGCUGCAGGAAGAAAAAAAUAAAGAAAGACAGAAGGGCUUGGUAGUCCCACUAAGUACAGCCUAUAGAACAGAAGGAACCUUCAAAUGCCCCACUGGUAUAAAUAACGAGAAAGAUAUAUCAUUAGAUGCCCCGAAUGACACAGUUGGAAUAAUAGAAGUGACUAACUCACUGAUGCAAGGAUAUUCUAGCAGCGGCGGCUUAAAGAAAAAGUAUCCAGGAAGAAUUGGCCCCUGCUCUGUCUACGGGGCAAACACCUUUGUUACCAAAAACGCAGGAGUUGUUAUAUCUGGCACAGGAGAGUCUCUGAUAAAGUGGCAGCUCGCAAAAAGAAUACACAAAUUGUCAAAGAAGUUGCGGGUUGAAAGUAUAAAAACUGUCAUAAGUAGAUUCAUGAAGGAAGAAUCAGAAUUUCCCUAUAUGGCGGGAAUAGCUGUUGUAAAAAAGAGUAGUAGUCUAUUUCUUAUUCAUUUUCAAACAGCAGAGUCGUUUUUAUUUGGAUAUAAAGUGGAGAAGAAAGUUAGAAUAGUACUUCACAGGCAAAAAGCAGGAGAAAUAUUCAUUAAUAUGGAGAAAAUUGAAUGCUCACAGGAAAAAAAUAAAUAA